AUGCCCGGAUCGGACUUGACAGCGAUCCCCGAGCAGGGUCGGGGGCUUGGAUCGACAACAGCAGCCGAUGGCGUCCUUUCGACGAAUCCCAAUAACGUGUCCCGCACGCAUACUCGUAACCGGUCCAGUGUGGAUGGCACCAAGUACAAGGACGGGCAAUGGUCGCCGGAGAACGAGAAGAUCGUGCUCGGUCCCUAUGACUAUAUGCUUCAGCACCCGGGCAAGGACAUUCGCCGACAGCUCAUCAACGCCUUCAAUGUAUGGCUGAAUGUGCCCCCGGAGAGCCUGACGAUCAUCACCAAGGUGGUGGCCAUGCUGCACACUGCCUCUUUACUAAUCGACGAUGUCGAAGAUAACUCGGUCCUCCGCCGCGGGAUCCCCGUGGCCCACAACAUCUACGGCACGGCGCAGACGAUCAACUCGGCCAACUACGUGUACUUCCUCGCGCUGCAGGAGGUGCAGAAGCUGCACAGCCCGGCCGCCAUCGACAUCUACGUGCAGGAGCUGCUGAACCUGCACCGGGGCCAGGGCAUGGACCUGUUCUGGCGGGAGACGCUGACCUGCCCCACCGAGGAGGAGUACCUGGAGAUGGUCGGCAACAAGACGGGCGGGCUGUUCCGGCUGGCCGUGAAGCUGAUGCAGGCCGAGAGCGGCGCGGGCAAGGACUGCGUGAGUCUGGUCAACGUCAUGGGCCUGGUCUUCCAGAUCUGCGAUGACUACCUCAACCUCUCCAGCGGCACCUACACCAAGAACAAGGGCCUUUGCGAGGACCUCACCGAGGGCAAGUUCUCCUUCCCGAUCAUCCAUAGCAUCCGCGCCCGGCCGGGGGAUCACCAGCUGCUCAGCAUCCUCAAGCAGAAGACCACCGACGAGGAGGUCAAGCGCUACGCGGUGACGUACAUGGAGCAAACCGGCAGUUUUGCGCACACGCGGGACGUCGUCCGCGAACUGCGGGACAAGGCGUUGGCGCUCAUCACCGAGAUCGAUGGCCACGGGGCCUGCGACGAUGGCGCGAUGGUUCGUGUGAUUCUCAACAAGAUCACAGAAUCCACACUAGGGAAACCUCAAGAGUCCAAUUAA
Molecule: messenger RNA, 1080 nt
Organism: Aspergillus brunneoviolaceus CBS 621.78
Lineage: Eukaryota; Fungi; Ascomycota; Eurotiomycetes; Eurotiales; Aspergillaceae
Product: FPP/GGPP synthase family protein
Exons: 2
Coding region: 1-1080 (359 amino acids)
Biological process (GO): isoprenoid biosynthetic process
Molecular function (GO): prenyltransferase activity
Source: RefSeq, a predicted model, not a curated record